Aspergillus calidoustus is the source of this 1272-nucleotide messenger RNA. Lineage: Eukaryota; Fungi; Ascomycota; Eurotiomycetes; Eurotiales; Aspergillaceae. The record is from the annotation of a GenBank genome assembly.
AUGUUCGACACAGUCUGCACCCUCCCGCUCCCCGCGGACCUCUUCGCCCAGGCAAUCCACCCCUCCGAGCCCGUAAUCUCCGUCGGGUUAUCAACCGGGCACGUCCAGACAUUCCGGCUCCCCAGCGAAGAGGGCGAGGGCGAGGAAGACAGCGACAAUGACGAAUCGGCGUCUAAGACAUCGGCGGCCUCAUCGGCAAGGAGUAAUGGGCGCGGACACAUAGACACGGUUUGGCAAACGAGGAGGCAUAAGGGAAGCUGUCGGACACUGACGUUUGGGGUCGAUGGGGAGGUGUUAUACUCGGCGGGCACAGAUGGGAUUGUCAAGGCUGCGAGCGCGGAGACGGGCAAGGUGGUUAAUAAGAUUAUGAUUCCGGCAACGAAGAAAGGGCUUGACGACGCGCCAACUGUUGUUCAUGCGCUUUCGCCCCAGACCCUCCUCCUCGCUACGGACUCGAGUAGACUACAUCUCUAUGAUCUGCGCGUCCCAUACUCAAAAGUCACGGCUCGUCCUGAGCAAACGCAUCGCCCUCACGAUGACUAUAUCUCCUCCCUCACGCCGCUUCCGCCGUCCGAUACGAGUACGUCCGGGUUUAGCAAGCAAUGGGUGACUACGGGUGGAACAACGCUGGCAGUGACGGAUCUCCGACGGGGAGUGCUCGUGCGCAGUGAGAACCAGGAAGAGGAGCUGAUCAGCUCUACAUUCAUUGGCGGUUUGUCGUCUGGCGGUACAAGCCGUGGUGAGAAGGUCGUUGUUGGUGGUACAAAUGGUGUCCUGACCCUCUGGGAGCGUGGUGCGUGGGAUGACCAAGAUGAGCGCAUCUAUGUUGAACGCGGGGAGGGUGGUGUGGAGUCCCUGGAGACCCUUACUGUUGUCCCUGACGAGCUGGGCAAGGGUAAAAUGAUUGCCGUUGGUCUCGGGAGUGGGCGCGUGAAGUUUGUCAAGAUGGGCCCGAACAAGGUCGUCUCGGAGCUUAUGCACGAUGAGACUGAGGGCGUGAUUGGGCUAGGUUUCGACGUCGAGGGACGCAUGGUUAGUGGUGGUGGUCAGGUGGUCAAGGUAUGGCACGAGACGGCCGAGUCAAUAGGAAGUUAUGGGGAGUUUUCCGGCGACAAGCGCAUGUACGGGGCUAGCGAUGACAGUGACGAUGACGAUUCAGAUAACGAGAACCGCAAGCCUCAGAGCGAUAAUUCGCAGAGGAAACGCAAGAAGCAGAAGGGCAAGGACCGGGGCAAGGAGCGGGAGGUGAUGGCGUUUGCUGAUCUGGAUUGA